AGUUGCUCGAUGGUGGAACCACCUCCUAGCAAACCUGCAGUAGGAGGUGAAGAAGAUUGUGAUGAGUUCAUGAAAUGGUUUUACACUGGCAUGGGACUUGGAUUUGCUGUGGGUUUCUGGGGGUUUUGCAGUGUUGUGCUCUUCAAGCGUUCAUGGAGGCAUUCAUAUUAUCGUUACCUGGAUAAUGCAAAGGAUUGGGUUUAUGUUUCAUUUGUUCUGCUGAAAGCAAGGUUAGUGAGGAGAACCAAAGCUCUUCCAACAAGUUGCACAAGGUCUGAUUAGAACUGCAACUGAAGGUGAUUUUUCCUGCACCUGAGAAAAUCUUAAUAAAAAAAGUUUAUAAAGUAAUACAUGUUUGUCUUUUUGAUGAUUUCUAAUUUCUAUAUAUUAAGAAAUUUGUGAUGGCUUUCUUUGAUUCUCUUGUAAUAUGUU
Molecule: messenger RNA, 432 nt
Organism: Gossypium arboreum
Lineage: Eukaryota; Viridiplantae; Streptophyta; Magnoliopsida; Malvales; Malvaceae
Product: receptor-like protein EIX2
Exons: 2
Coding region: 10-282 (90 amino acids)
Source: RefSeq, a predicted model, not a curated record